GGUCAAAGUCAACGUUUGGUUGGGCGCGGAGUGAGAUUCUUGGCGCUUUAAUCAAUUCUCUUCUUUUGUUUAUUUUAACCGGUGAAAUCAUCGUACAUGCCAUCAAAUCUACCAUUGCACCUGUUAAGAUAGAAGAACCCAAAGUGGUUUUAGGUGUUGGUCUUGGUGGGUUACUCUUCAAUCUUAUUGGUUUCUGUGUUUUAAAUGAUAUCAACCCGGUUAAUAUUGUUAAGAGAUGUUUUUUUAACUUGAAAGAUGUUGAGCAGCAACCUAAGCUGUCCAAAUCAACGGAAAUGAAUCUCAGAGGAGCUGCUUUACAUCUUCUUGGUGAUUUGUCAGUGUCUAUUUUGGUGGUUAUAUCGACAACAGCAAAUUUACUCUUGGACUAUAGAUGGACUAUUUACAUUGACCCAGUGAUGGCUUUUAUUCCCGCUUUCUUUCUAAGCAUUUCAGCAUGGAAAUUACUUCGAGAGUCGGCCAUGAUUUUAUUGGAAGCAGUUCCUUCCCACAUCCAAAUUGAGUCAAUCACAAAGUGCAUCACCAGCAUGUCUAAAGUCCGUUCGGUUCAUGAAUUUCAUCUCUGGAGAUUGUCUGGUGAUGUAACUAUUGCUAGUUUACAUUGCGUGUUUGCCACGCCUGAUGAUUACAUCGGUUCAAUCAGAGACAUUAAACAUAUUCUAUGUCAAAAAGGAGUUCAUUCAGCAACAAUUCAACCUGAAUUUUCAUCAACUCCAUUUAACGUUAAUUACGACAGACCUUCUAAAUUGGAUCUAUACGUGAAAUAUUGUCAAGCAGUUUCUGAAAGCUGUGAUGGUCAAACUUGCUGUCCUGGCUUUGAUAGUCAAAAAUGACUCAAAUCUCGUGCUUAUUGCUAAUUAUCACUUUUCCCAUGAUUGGUCACCAAAAUCAUACAAUCGUAACUCUUGGUAAUCUCAUUUCGUGUUGAUCGCAAUAGAAGAGCUUCUGAUUUUGACUUGUUUUGUGCAAGAGGUUAAUCAAGCAUUAAUGUUACAUCUGAUGAAAAAGUGACCAAUCCACCAAAAAGUAGUUCCGAGUUGAUUACAAAACGCGUCAUGAAGAAUAUCAUUAACAAGAGUUUGCAGGUAAAGUUUACAUUAUCGAUUAUCAUUUUGGUUAUUUUGAACACUUGAGGUGGCAGCACCAUUAUUCGAAUGUCAUGCUCACAGAAUUGAUUGGAAUGAGUCUAUUGAAUGAAAUGCAUUGAAGUGGAAAGAAAGAGAAGACAAAACACAGAGGAAGAUAAAGAGAGGUAAAAGCGAAGGGAGAAAAUGAGAGAGAUUUUGCUCAUGACUUUACACCAAAGAUUCCAUUAGUUUGUAAGCUGAAAAGGUUUCCAAUUUACUUGAGCUUAAAUCAAAUUGUAGCAAGUUCUCAAUCAACCUCAACGUGGUUCAAUAUACAAAAUGUGAAUACGACUAUUCCAAUGUGUUCAAUUUAAUUCUUUCAAUUUUUUCCAGUAAUUUCACUCAAUAGCUAAUGCUAAUCCAUUGAAGUCAUCAUUCCAUGAAAAUUGUUCAUCUAGUAAAACCAGGAAACUGAAAUUUGAAUGUUUCUGUUCACAUUUUACUCCCAGAGUAAACAUUACAAACCAAGAUCAUAAGCCAAGUCUUUAGCCUGGUGUCAGCUGAGUUGGAUUGUGUUAUCAUUUAUUUAAAUUGGCCACUUCACUCGGAAUCACUUUUAAUCGAGCAGAAACACAGUUAAUUUCAUGAUUAAUUGUAUAUAUUAUGAAUUGAAAUGGCCCUUUUUAUGGAAAGGAAAUCAAGACUGUUUAACCAUCGAAGUUACAAUUACAAAUUCAACUGGACAAUCAUCAAUGAUCAAAAUAACCUGAUAAGGAAAAGAUGAACUAUCCAGCCAUAAUUUACCCAAUUUUCCAGCAAUUUAUUGAUUUAAUCUGCUAAUGUUUACAAAUCAACCAUCUGAUUAGCAUUUAAUUUUACACUUUUUACAAGUGUUGCAGUUGUAGCUACAGUUAUAAAUGUGAUUUCAUUUUCCGCUGUUACUUUGACUAAACCAUCCAAUGAAUCGACCAUUUGUCAAGUUAUCAUCCAAGCUCCAGUCCAUAACUAACAUUAAAUACCAAAGACACCAUCAUGUUACCAUCGAUGGAAUCUCCGCAAGUCAUUACCAUAGCUCUAGUGAUACCUUUCGGUUGGGUAAAAUCAUCUUACCUUUGCUCAUGUUUUCAGUUUUACUCUACCUAAUACCCUACAUAAGAAUUGAUAAAAGUUCUUAUGAUCCAAAUGGUAUCAAUAAUGAUCAACUAAUAAACAUUAAGCGACCCAAUCUAUCCAAUGGACAACAACAACCCUGUGACAAACCAGUUAGCAAUAUAUUUUUCCUGAAAACGCAUAAAUGCGCAUCAUCAGCAAUUCAACGGAUCUUUCUUAAAUAUGGUUAUCUUAAUCAAAAAUUAUUUGCUCUUCCAGCGUCAGGCAAUUAUCUUGGACAUCCUGAACCUUUUGAUCGUUCUUUCCUGUCUGAACCUUUCUAUGGAAAGUACAACAUUUUCGCAGUACACACUCGCUUCAAUUUAGGCCAAGUGGCGGCAGUUAUGCCACCCUCUACUCUUUACAUAACCAUUUUACGGAAUCCUUUAUUCCUGUAUGAAUCCAUGUUUGGUUAUUGGAAUUUAACCAAAUUUUACCAUUUACCACGCAAUUUUCUGGACUUACCGGCAAUACCAAUUGAACAGCUACAAAGAGUUCGCUGGAUUCAAAAGAUUGGCGCAAAUCAAAUGUUUUUUGACCUCGGCUAUGAACCAACCCAGUUAACCAGUGAUCAAAUUGACACCAUUUUACCCAAAUUGGAUCAAAUCUUUGAUCUAGUCAUGAUUGCGGAAAGAUUUGAUGAAUCCCUGAUUCUUCUCAAAGACAAACUUUGCUGGUCUUUUGAUGAUAUAAUUACCUUUAAGAUCAAUGCUCGACCUCAACGGAAAAGUCUAUCUCCAUUGGCUGAAGAACGGAUAAAAAUGAUUAACUGGGCUGAUCUGAAAUUGUAUUCAUAUUUUUUAACCAUUUUUGAUCGUAAAGUUAAAGCCUAUGGAAUCAACCGAAUGAAGUCUGAUUUGGCUCAAUUGCGUUCACGGGAAGCAUUAUGGUACUCUGAAUGUGUAUACAAUGAGACCAUUUCUUGGGGAAAAUCAACAUCCUCCGUUGUAAAAUUCAUCAAUCGUAAACCAAGCAAUUUAACCUGUGUUCUGUUGACUGCCACUGAACUGGAAGUGAUCAACUUUAUCCGUAGGAAGCAACGAAAAUUUCAUCCAGGAUCAGUUAGGCGUUGGUAAAGCAAAGGACGCCAAUCUUGGUCGAAAAUAAAACUCAAAAGACAAUAAAAAGCAUGGAUAACCUAAAGUGAUUCAUUAUCGCAAUUUAUUGGUUUUCCAUUGGAACUGGAUUUUCAUGAUCUGUUUUGCUGACAGAAUAACCAUUUGGUCAAAAUUUAUCUCAUAUUCUGAUCAUUUGUUGGCCGAUUUCUAUGGAAUCAACAAAACAGUUGAAUUUUUGCCUGAACAGCAUUCUGAAUUGCUAAGGCUGCCAAGCUAGUCGUUCAAAAUUAUCUGUGAUUUUCCCUGAAAUACAUCAGCAAUUUACUCACAGAUAUCAACUUAUUGUAAAAAUUUAAUUAUAAUAUUGUUACGAUUAAUUUUGAUAGUUGGUUCAUCGUGCAUAACCAUGAUUAGGAUUUCUGAUCGAUUGUGGUUCUCGAUUCAACCAAGCAACAGCUUAUUAUUUUUUGUUUAUUUAUCUUUGUAUAAUAAUGCCUUAGAGCUAACCAUUUAAUCAAGUGAGAAACUGAAUUAACUCCAAUCAACUCAAUUGAAGUUUAAUUGCAAUUAUGAUCUCAUAUUCAUGGCUAAAUUGAAGCACCUUUUUCAUCUGCUAGUCAUUUUUGUUUCAUCAAAUGUUACUUUCCCACCACACUUUAUCCCAACCAUUUUGAAUGCAAACAAAUUUUGUAAAUCUCAAUCGAGAAGAUAUUUUAAUGGAAACAAAACAAACCACGAUUUGGACUUCAAACAAAAUACUGAUAAUCUUGA
Molecule: messenger RNA, 4063 nt
Organism: Tetranychus urticae (two-spotted spider mite)
Lineage: Eukaryota; Metazoa; Arthropoda; Arachnida; Trombidiformes; Tetranychidae
Source: RefSeq, a predicted model, not a curated record